AUGCUGUCUGAGAAAGAUUUGGAAGACAGCAACAAUUCCAAUCAAAAUGAACAUGGCUGCAAAAACAAUGAAGCCAAGGACAGUUUAGAUAAGCCAAAGUCCAAUUCCCAGAAUUCGUCGGCUGCUGAUUCCGAGGAUUCAAAUGGCUUGGAAACCUUAUGGGAGCAUCAAGAUUUGAUAGAACAGCUCAAAAUGGAGCUGAAAAAGGUCAGAGCUACAGGUCUCCCAACCAUCUUAGAAGAAGACGAGUCACCAAAAAUAAUGGAAGAUUUGAAGCCAUGGAAAAUUGAUGAGAAGUUCCAGCAUGAAGAUAGAAUGGGCGAGCUUCACAAGUUCUACAAGAGUUACAGAGAACGAAUGCGGAAAUUCGAUAUCUUGAAUUACCAAAAGAUGUAUGCAAUGAGCUUUCUUCAAUCGAAGGACCCACUUCAAUCAAUUGCAAGCCAUAAAGUUUCAGCUCCAGCGUUGACGUCCCUUCUUUCGCAGAAAUUCCUGCGAAGCAAGCACAAAAAGUCCAGUUCUGACCCAAUGAAGAACUUUAUUAGGGAAUUGCAUAACGAUUUGGAAGUGGUGUAUGUUGGGCAACUGUGCCUCUCAUGGGAAAUCCUUCAUUGGCAGUACGAAAAAGCACUAGAGCUAUGGGAUUCUGACCCUUAUGGGAUGCGACAGUACAAUGAAGUUGCUGGCGAAUUUCAACAGUUUCAAGUGCUCUUGCAAAGAUUUAUAGAGAAUGAACCUUUUGAAGGUCCAAGGGUACAAAAUUACAUCAAGAGUCGAUGUGUGUUGCGUAAUCUCCUUCAAGUUCCAGUAAUAAGAGAGGACAGUAUGAAGGAUAGAAAGGCAAGAAGAAAAGGUAAAGAUGACGAUUCAAUUACAAGUGAUACGCUAGUGGAGAUCAUGGAAGAAUCAAUAAGAAUUUUCUGGCGAUUUGUUCGAUCUGAUAAAGAUGCACAAAAUGUGAUUUCAAAGGGUCGGAAGGGAACUCAAAUAGAACCCCAAGAUCCCACUGAACUAGAGCUCUUGACAGAGGUUCAAACAAGUCUUCAAAAGAAGGAGAAAAGGCUUAAAGACAUUUUGAGGAGUGGAAACUGCAUAUUGAAGAAGUUUCAAAAACAUCAAGGGGGCAAUUCUGAUCAAGUUCUUUACUUCUUCUCUCAAGUGGAUAUGAAGUUAGUAUCAAGGGUUCUGAACAUGUCGAAAUUAACAACGGACCAGCUUCUGUGGUGUCACAGUAGAUUGAGCAAGAUAAAUUUUGUUAGCCGGAAGAUACAUGUAGAACCAUCGUUUUCGCUUUUUCCAUGUUGA
Molecule: messenger RNA, 1305 nt
Organism: Dovyalis caffra
Lineage: Eukaryota; Viridiplantae; Streptophyta; Magnoliopsida; Malpighiales; Salicaceae
Source: the annotation of a GenBank genome assembly